Molecule: messenger RNA, 4695 nt
Organism: Ascochyta rabiei
Lineage: Eukaryota; Fungi; Ascomycota; Dothideomycetes; Pleosporales; Didymellaceae
Product: Non-specific serine/threonine protein kinase
Exons: 2
Coding region: 1-4695 (1564 amino acids)
Biological process (GO): macroautophagy; protein phosphorylation; late endosome to vacuole transport
Cellular component (GO): nucleus-vacuole junction; phosphatidylinositol 3-kinase complex, class III, type II; phosphatidylinositol 3-kinase complex, class III, type I
Molecular function (GO): protein binding; ATP binding; protein serine/threonine kinase activity
Source: RefSeq, a predicted model, not a curated record
AUGGGACAAGGGUUCUCACUCACCACGCUCUCGGCUGGCACCGCCAACAUCGAUGUACCGGAGCUGGCUGAUUUGCAAUAUGAGAAAUCUCUCGGUGCCGCCCGGUUCAUGAAAGCCGUAAGGGCACGACACAGAGAUGGCCUGGUUGUGGCACGCGUGGUGAUGAAGCCAUACGCGCAGUUCAACUUUGAGACCUACGCGAGGCGGCUGCUUCACGAACGCAAGGUGCUUGCAGAAGUUCCGAACGCCUUGGCGUACCAUCGUAUUAUCGAAACGGCUGCUUGUGGUUAUCUCGUGCGUCAGUACAUUCACAGUUCGUUGUAUGACCGACUAAGUACACGCCCUUUCCUCGAAGAGAUUGAGAAGAAAUGGCUUUCCUUCCAGCUGCUCUCUACUAUUCGCGACUGUCAUGCUCAAAACGUUUAUCAUGGCGAUAUCAAAACCGAAAACAUCUUGGUCACGUCCUGGAAUUGGCUCUAUCUAACCGAUUUCUCAUCUACAUACAAACCCGCGCAUGUUCCCGAAGACAAUCCUGCUGAUUUCUCGUUCUACUUCGACCUAUCUGGACGGCGCACAUGCUAUUUGGCACCCGAACGGUUCCUAGCCUCCGGCCAGCAGCCUGAGGGAGAAGGCAGUGUGAACUGGGCAAUGGACAUCUUCAGUGUCGGCUGUGUCAUUGCAGAGUUGUUUCUAGAGGCGCCCAUAUUCUCUUUGAGCCAGCUUUUUAAGUACCGACAAGGCGAAUACAACCCGGAGCACUACCACCUUGGUAAAAUACAGGACCCCCACGUACGGGAGCUUAUCGUGCACAUGAUACAAGUGGAUCCAAAUUCCAGAAUGUCAGCUGAAGACUACCUCACGCAUUGGAGAGGCAAGGUGUUUCCAGACUAUUUCUAUGGAUUUUUGCAACAAUACAUGUACUCGAUCACAGAUCCAUCCUCAGGUCGGAAACCGGUGACGACCGGUUCCGAGCAUCUCGGAGAGCCAGAUGAGCGAAUCGACCAGGUCUACAACGAUUACGACAAGAUUUCGCAUCUACUUUCAAACAACGAAGGAAAAGAGCUUGCCAGGCCACGACACGCGCCUCCCGAGCCAAACGCAAAGUUGUUCCCGCUACACAUCGACAUCCCCAACUACCAGCACCAAGCGUCUCCUACAAGAAGUCUUGCGCAAGAUGACGGCAACUUGAUAUUUCUCACCAUCGUUGUCUCGUGUAUGCGAGGGACAGCCCGUGCAUCUGCUCGUGUUAGGGGGUUGGAGCUACUGUUAGCUUUCUCCGAACGUCUGACUGACGAAGCAAAGCUGGAUCGUGUGAUACCGUACGUUGCACAGCUGCUCACCGACAAGUCAGAGCAAGUUAGGAUCACCGCAUUAAGAUCCCUUACACAGAUCCUUGCAAUGGUACAAGUCGUGUCUCCUAUCAAUGCCUAUAUCUUCCCGGAGUACGUUCUCCCACGGUUGGAGGCAUACCUUCCUGAUUCUUCAUCGGGAGCAAAUCCUCUUGUUCGUAUGCAAUACGCUCUGUGUAUAGGAACACUCGCUACAACGGCUGCAAAAUACCAUGACAUGAUCCAGGCGUUACGAGCGGACGGGGCUCUGCCCGCGACCGAUCCCGAGGCCGAAGAUAACCUUUCAUCGUCAGCACACCGCAAUCGUUUCGAUGCCGAUCGUCACAAUCUUCUUGAGGCAUUUGAAAAGCAUACAAAGGCUCUCUUAACCGACUCUGCUGCGUCUGUCCGCCGCGCAAUGCUCCGGUCAGUCUCUGACUUAUGCGUGUUCUUUGGCAGCCCUCGGGCGAAUGAUGUAGUACUCAGUCAUCUCAAUACCUACCUCAAUGAUCCAGACUGGAUGUUGAAGUGCGGCUUCUUCGAAGCAAUUGUUGGAGUGGCCGUCUUUGUUGGAGGCGCAAGCCUGGAAGGUUACAUCUUGCCGCUAAUGGUUCAAGCGUUGACAGACCCAGAGGAGUUUGUCGUCGAAAGAGUUAUACGCGCGUUGUCUUCUAUGGCGGAACUCGGACUCUUUCAACGAUCUAAGACCUGGGAGCUAGUAGAUAUCGUCGCAAGACUCACGAUGCACCCAAAUCUUUGGAUCAGAGAAGCAGCCGCCCAAUUCAUCUCGGCCGCAUCAAGAUAUCUUUCAGUCGCAGAUACGCACAGUAUCUUAAUCAAUCUCAUCAGGCCAUACCUGAAGGUAGUACCGUCCGACUUCUCACACACGAGAAUUCUUGAAUCACUCAAGAAACCUUUGCCAAGGUUGCUCAUCGAGAUGGCAUCAAACUGGGCUGUGCAAGCGCAAAAGGGACUUUUCUGGACCUCUGCAAGGCAGCAGCAGACUUUCACAUUUGGGUCUACAGAGGAGACGCUUCCUGCUACCUCUGGUCGUGAGCUAGACGUGAAAGUGCUCCAGAGGAUACAGAAGAACGCCGAGGACCAGGCCUGGCUGCAGAAGCUUCGCAAUGCAGGCAUGACAACUGAAGAUGACUUCAAGCUUGUUGCUCUGCGAGAGUUCAUCUGGCGAGUAGUUCAUCGACGGCGGUCGGAUAGCCUCGCAUCGAGCCCGACAAGGUUCAAUAACAUUGUAACGCUAAAAGACCUUGGGAUCAACGCCCUCACCGUCAUCUUCGAUGACAACUUGCAGCACGCUGUCAACGGAGAUCAAGCAGUGAUCGGCCGGCAUGAGGACUACGGUCAUCCUCGGACUAUUCAAGACGCACUGCUCGACGCAUCUACAACAGAAGUCGACGCUCUUGCAUCUCGUAUACCCCACGCGCAGAGUCAAGCUGACCGUUUGGCCCGGGAAGAAAGCGGCGGGCGGCGUAUGGCCAUACCACCGCGUUCAAAUCCUGCGAACUCAUCCCAUGACCUGCGUCACGGUAGAGGAUCACCAUCUUCUGAGACUGGCUUAAGAAGGAGCUCGCUCCAGAUGCCAAGUAAUACAUCGCCCAAUCACUCCCCCAUAGGCUCGCUUGGUACUGUAGACCACCUGCAAUCGUUACAUCAUCGUAACAGCGUUUUGAGCUUACUCAACAAGAGAGAAAACAAAGCGCUUCCUGAGAUUGGUACAACUUCUGCAAAUGCUUUCGGGAAAGUCGAUGCAGCGCAUGCACGAGACACGUCUCGUUCUCGUCAGCCGUCCUCGCCAUUUGCCGUUGACAAACCACAACGGAGCCCUUCUCAAAUACGGUUCAGAAAUGCCCACAAUUACACAGGGAAUGAUCCUGCGGUUUUGAAACUGCUCGAUUCGAUGCUCAUUGAACGCUUCCCUUCUGGCGAGAUUGAGUUUGGACCGCGUAUUCAGCUUCCGAUCAGAAGACCUCCUAUUCGCUACAAAGAUGCCCACCAUUCUUUAGCAGGUGUCCCAUGGAGGCCUGAGGGUAUGCUGGUGGCGACUUUCAGUGAGCAUGUCGCUGCUGUGAGCCGUGUACUAGUUUCUCCGGAUCAAGGCUUCUUCAUCAGUGGUUCCGACGACGGCACUGUCAAGAUCUGGGAUACUUCACGUCUCGAGCGCAACAUCACACGUCGCUCUCGACAGACAUACAAGCUCGGCGAUGAUGUGAAAGUGACAAGUCUUGUCUUUGUGGAGCAAACCUACUCGUUCGUAGCUACCGGCAGUGAUGGUAGCGUCCACGUUGUACGUGUUGAUUAUUUCCAAGGAGCCGAUGGUACUGUCAAGUUUGGGAGACCAAGACUUCUCCGAGAGUAUCAAUUAUCGAAGGGAGACCAGGCCGUCUGGUCAGAGCAUUACAACGAGGACAGCAAAUCAGUGCUGUUGUUGGCCACGAACACUUCAAAGAUUAUUGCACUGGACCUAAAAACCAUGGAAGAGCUGUUCGUUUUAAAGAAUCCACUGAACCAUGGAACCCCGACCUGCUUCUGUGUGGACAAGAAAGCACAUUGGCUGUUGCUAGGUACAUCCCAUGGUGUGCUUAAUCUAUGGGAUCUUCGCUUCAAAUUGCGCCUCAAAGCAUGGGUCUACAGCGGGGCCUCUCCCGUACAUCGACUCAUGCUAGUGCAAGAUCCAAGAAGAAAACGAUCACAGCGGCUAUACAUUGCUGGGGGUAGCGGGCAAGGUGAGGUGACGAUGUGGGAUUGGGAGAAGCACAUCUGCGAACGUGUGUAUCGUAUCGGUGGUGGUAAGGAGACAGGGCUGAAGAGCACUCUACUCGCUGAUCUCGAUGAAGAGAAGCCAGGUGGAAUGCUCGGCCGUUUCGCCACCGCACUAGAACCCACCGCAGACCAAAGCGCAGAUCGUAGUAUCCGAGCCUUUGCCGUGCAUACACAAGCAGUAGACGACAAGGGCGAUGCGAAGCAUACUUUCAUCCUCACCGCUGGUCCGGACUGGAAGAUCCGAUACUGGGACACAUAUCGUCCAGAAGCAUCAAUGGUGGUUAGUGGCCUAGAGGUAGACGAGGCAAAGCCCCAGUUUGGUAUUAGUCAGCCGGGAGUCGAUACUACUGUCAUUACAGAGCUCUCGUCGCAGCCCCCGCCCCAAUCCUUGAACGGUCGAGAGAGCAAGAGCUCUGCUUCGAGCAAAAAACCAGCAUCGAAGUCAUCUCGAUCUGGUCUGAUAUCGCUACAGCAACAGCAACUUCUCAAGACCCACCUGGAUACAAUUAUGGAUGUGGCUCUGGUAGAGCAGCCUUAUGGCAUGAUCAUCUCGGCUGAUCGAUCGGGUGUUAUCUACAUGUUCAUGUAG